Amyelois transitella is the source of this 1690-nucleotide messenger RNA. RefSeq names its product tRNA (adenine(58)-N(1))-methyltransferase non-catalytic subunit TRM6 (gene Trmt6). Gene Ontology annotation, cellular component: nucleus; tRNA (m1A) methyltransferase complex. Gene Ontology annotation, biological process: tRNA methylation. The transcript has 2 exons. Lineage: Eukaryota; Metazoa; Arthropoda; Insecta; Lepidoptera; Pyralidae. The record is from RefSeq and is a predicted model, not a curated record. Bases 273 to 1598 code for a protein of 441 amino acids.
UCGGGUGCCUUAUAAAAUAUUGAAGGUGCCUUACCUACGUAGCAAGUAUAAAUAAAUUCGAAUUUGUAAAAAAAAGCAAUCAUUUGUCAACGUCAACAAAGUUGUCAAAGCCUUUUCGGGAAAACAAAACCUAACCUCGUUGAAUUGAAUGCUUUUCUGUCUACAUUUUAACCUGUAAAGCUUUUUUUUUGGAGACGUUAAAUCUUAAACAUUAAUUGUGACCAUAAGCGGAACUAUAUUUAUGUCGUUAAUAUUAUAUUGUUUUUUGUAAAAUGACCAGUGAUACAAUAAAAAUUGGUGAAUAUCUCAUCAUUCAAAAACAGAAUUAUAGGAAAUUGCACAAGUUUUCAAAAUCAAAUUCAACUAUUAGUUUAGGUCGAGAUAGUGUAAAUUUAUCUGGUAUUGAAGGAUGCCCAUAUUUCUCAGUGUUUAAAAUGAUCCCUUCAGGUGGUAAGAGGAAUAAAGAAUACAGUUUGGAACUAACAGAUGCAGCUGUUAACUUGAAAGAUGAGAUUGAUGUGAAACUGUCAGGUAAUGAUAACAGAAAUAUAUUAGAUGAUGGCCGGUCUCAGAAGCUAACUGCUGCAGAAAUUGAGGAGUUAAAAAGUGAUGCCCUGAAGGCAUCAGAUAUUGUCGAAACUUUGAUUACUAACUCUAACACAUUUCACAGCAAAACUGAAUUUUCACAAGAGAAAUAUUUAAAAAAGAAAGAGAAGAAAUACUUUGAAUACCUUCAAAUAGUGAGACCGAAUUUGAGGUUAAUAACUGAAGUUAUGUACAGGUUGGAUCCAGGUAAAAUCCAAGGCAUUAGGAUGGACACAUUGUCCCAGAUUAUAACACUAUCUAACAUACAUUCUGAAGGUGUACAUUUGUUGUAUGAUUCUGGAUCAAAUGGUCUAGUUGCAGCAGCGAUAUUGAGCUCUAUUGGAAACAAUACCAAUGGUAAAUUGAUACAUAUGCAUCCUGGAAAUAUGUCUCAAAAACAAGGUCUGUUGGCUUUGAAUUUUACUGAAGAGCAAUUAUGCAGAUGCAUUUCAGUCAAUGUUUAUUCAGUAUUGAGGCAAUACCACCAAGGUUGUGAUAUAAAUACUAGUAAUGACUCUUCAAAAGCAAAUAAUGAACAUAAUACAUUAAAAAGAAAAUGUACUGAUGUUGAUGAAGCUGAUGAACAUAAAAAUAAAGCACCAAAGCUGAAAAAUAAUCAUGAUGUUAAAUCUGAUGAUGCUGAUGUAUCAGAUCAAAUGAACUUACAGUCAGAACCUAAAAAGCCAAAGUGGCACUUUGAUAACAUCGCUGCUUCUGAUUUGUUAAAGGGAAAAGUAGAUUCUCUAGUUAUAACUUGUAAAGAAGAUCCUCAAAAUAUAUUCAAGGAAUUAGUACAUUUUGUGAAACCAGGCAGACCUUUUGUAGUAUUCUAUCCUGUUGUGGAACCCCUGCAACAAUUAUAUUUAACUUUACGAUCAUACAGCAAUGUUGCCGCUUUAAAAGUUACAUCAAAUUGGAUGAGAAACUAUCAGGUACUGCCAGAAAGAACACAUCCAGAAGUGACAAUGAAUUGUUCAAGUGGAUUUUUGUUGACAGGAUAUGUAUUAAAGUGAUUUUUAUUUAUUAUUGUGAUAAUAUCAUUGUGAUGAAAUCAAGGUUCUGUUUAAGGAGAAAAAUAAUAAAAGUCCUUUUUUUUACAAAUUUA